Leptosia nina is the source of this 903-nucleotide messenger RNA. Lineage: Eukaryota; Metazoa; Arthropoda; Insecta; Lepidoptera; Pieridae. The record is from the annotation of a GenBank genome assembly.
AUGCGGAGACUCGACAAAGAACUCAAGACUGUCAAAAUAAAACUGGCGACUUACUGUACGGUCUUCCAGGCCGAAAUGGUGGCGCUGCAUAAGGCUGUGCAACUGGCAACGAAAGUUGCCAGCCCAAAGGUAAACCUGUGCAGCGACUCCAGGUCGGCCUUGGAUGACAUAGUGAGCGGUCGCUCCCUCAGUCCCCUCGUUGUACAAAUUAGAGAGACCCUUGGGAGCCUCUCCAACCAUAAGGAGGUAAGGCUCUAUUGGAUUAAAGCACACGUGGGUCACGAGGGGAAUGAGAGAGCCGACCAGCUCGCUAAAGAGGCCGCACAUGACAAAAAGAGGAAACCCGACUAUGACAGAUGUCCAGUCUCAAAAAUAAAAAGACUUUUGAGAACCGACUCGAUUCGGCGGUGGGAGGAGGAAUAUGGAGGUGGAACAACGGCUUCCACCACCAGGUUCUUCCUUCCAACCGUCGCAUCUGCCCUUAAGGCAAUGAGAGAGUUAAUUGAAAUUUUUUCAGCUGGACUGGCCGGUUUCGACUCGGUUAAGUUUACUAGUAAUUCAACUGAGGUGCUGAAGAACAUACCUGUGGCGCAUCGCAUGUCUGAGUUAGUCGAGUUCAGUUCUGACAGUCAGUUGAAAAUCUUAGGUCUUCAUUGGUCUCCGUCUGAAGAUUCAUUCGUGUUCAGCGUGAAUGUUGAGCAGAGAAAGUGUACUAAGCGAAAUAUCUUGUCGACGAUUGCGCGUCUAUGGGAUGUAAUGGGGUUCGUGGCACCCUUGAAAUCCCUUUGGAAAAAUAAUAUAGAUUGGGACGAGAAACCGCCUUCGAAUAUUAGUUCACUUUGGCAGCAGUUUGAAGCAGAGUUACCUUUACUGAAAAAUCUAAAAAUGUCGCGUCAUGUUUGA